Triticum urartu is the source of this 533-nucleotide messenger RNA. RefSeq lists its product as uncharacterized. NCBI's taxonomy places the organism in Eukaryota, Viridiplantae, Streptophyta, Magnoliopsida, Poales, Poaceae. The record is from RefSeq and is a predicted model, not a curated record.
AAACAAGCACCACCGAAACAGAGACGCACCCCUAAAAAAAGCACUUUCCAUCUCUUCUCGUUGCUGGAUCUUCUUGCAGGGGAGGAAAAAGGGCCGGCGAUGGACGGCGGGAAGAAGAGCCGGGACCCGUACAAGCUGCCGCAGGAGCGCAGGGACCGCAAGUCAGGCUCCGGGAUGAGCGGCGACGCCAAGAAGGGCGGCCGUGGCGGCAAGUUCACCUGGGAGGGCGCCGACGGCUACACCGACGAGGAUCUUGACCUCAUCGGCAACAAGGGCAGGGGGACCGGCGCCUCCGACAACAAGAAGUCCUAGGGAGAUGGCGACCCCUCCGACGAGUAGGCGCUACGUCAUCCGUCCCUGCCCGCCCGUCUUCUUCCUGUCCGAUCGAUCCCAAGCCUGCACGGUGUCAACUUUCGUUAGCUUUCUCGUGUCUGUUAUUAAAUAAUACGAUCGAAUCGUGGCCUCUUUGGCAUGUACGUACUAUAUGAUCUAUUUUCAGUUAUCGACUUGCUAAUGCCGGAUGAAUUGUUCUA